Messenger RNA from Saitoella complicata NRRL Y-17804, 378 nucleotides. RefSeq lists its product as uncharacterized. Lineage: Eukaryota; Fungi; Ascomycota; Saitoellomycetes; Saitoellales; Saitoellaceae. The record is from RefSeq and is a predicted model, not a curated record. The transcript has a single exon. The coding region runs from base 106 to 336 and encodes 76 amino acids.
CCCUGUCUCUCUAUGUAAUACGCAAGGUUCCCCCAUCCACCUCUCCAAUCCCACUUCGCCCACCCGUUAUAAACAGUUUCACACGCACCUCAGAUCCUCAACCACAUGGCCUCCACGAACCUCAAGACAACCCACGUCUUCACCCUCCGCGCCACCCUCGAACUCGGUCAAACCGUCGGCCAAACCCUCUCCGGAAUCCGUAUCUUCGUUCCCGUCUCUGGCGGAACCCUCAAAGGGCCCGACAUCGAGGCCGAGAUAUUGUACGCCGCUCCUCCUCCUCACUCCUCCACUGCCCCUCUCAUCCACUCUUCCUCGGAAUCGUCUGACAGUGCGUGAUAUUCUAGACCGGUUGGUGGUGGCGAUUGGCUUUCUUUGAAC